Ochotona curzoniae (black-lipped pika) is the source of this 837-nucleotide messenger RNA. Its product is annotated as kallikrein-13-like. The transcript is spliced from 5 exons. Gene Ontology annotation, molecular function: serine-type endopeptidase activity. The coding region runs from base 1 to 837 and encodes 278 amino acids. Lineage: Eukaryota; Metazoa; Chordata; Mammalia; Lagomorpha; Ochotonidae. The record is from RefSeq and is a predicted model, not a curated record. Gene Ontology annotation, biological process: proteolysis.
AUGUGGCCCCUGGCCGCUGCAAUCACCUUCCUGACCGUGGCCCAGUCAGGAGGCAUCUCCCGGGAGUUUCCCAAGAUUCUCAAUGGCACCAACGGGACCAAUGGACCUCUCCCAGGUGGCUACACCUGCCUCCCAUACUCUCAGCCAUGGCAAGCAGCCUUGCUGGUGCGAGGGCGGCUGCUCUGUGGAGGAGUCCUGGUGCACCCCAAAUGGGUCCUGACAGCUGCACACUGUCGAAAAGAUGGGUACAGAGUUUACCUGGGCAAACAUGCCCUGGGGCGUGUGGAGACCGGCGAGCAGGUGAGGGAGGUGGUCCGCUCUAUCCCCCACCCCGAAUACCAGGUCAGUGCUACCCAUCUGAACCAUGACCACGACAUCAUGCUUCUGGAACUGGAGGCCCCGGUCCAGCCCACCGGCCAUAUCCGCACCCUGCCCCUUUCCCAUGACAACUGCUUGCCCGCUGGCACCUGCUGCCUGGUGUCUGGCUGGGGCACCACCACCAGUCCCCAAGUGAGUUACCCCAAAACCCUACAGUGUGCCAACAUCCAGCUUCGCUCAGAUGAGGAGUGUCAUCAGGUCUACCCGGGCAAGAUCACCCCCAACAUGCUGUGUGCCGGCACCCAAGAGGGCGGGAAGGACUCCUGUGAGGGUGACUCCGGGGGCCCGCUGGUCUGCAACGGAACCCUCCAUGGCAUCAUCUCCUGGGGAGACUUCCCAUGCGGGCAGCCCAACCGGCCUGGGGUCUAUACCCGGGUCCCGCAGUAUGUCCAGUGGAUCCGAGACACUAUCCGAAGACACAAAUCACGGGCGCGGGAAUGGACGAAGGACACACAGUGA